UGGGGUACCAUUCAGCAAUGAAUAUAGUUUGAAGGAAUUGUCAGGAACAGCAAAUUUGAUGACUGCAAGUGACUCACAGCAGGCCCAGAAACCAGUGUCCCCACCUGGAGAAACACGUGCCUUUGGAAAGCACACUAGACAAAAAUCAGAACUCAGGAGAAAGGAGAUGGACGUGGAGAUGUACAGCCAAGAAGAAAGAAAGAGCCAUGUGCACCAAGAGGUCAACGAACCCGAGGAUGAUGACUACCUUUAUUGUGAGAAGUGUCAGAACUUCUUCAUCGACAGCUGCGCUGUGCAUGGGCCCCCUGCAUUUGUAAAGGACCGUGCAGUGGACAAGGGGCAUCCCCACCGCUCAGCCCUCACCCUGCCCCCUGGGUUGAGAAUCGGGCCAUCCUGCAUCCCUGAGGCUGGGCUUGGAGUGUGGAAUGAGGCAGCUGAUUUGCCUGUGGGUCUGCACUUUGGCCCUUAUGAAGGACACAUCACAGAAGAUGAGGAGGCAGCCAAGAGCAGAUACUCCUGGCUGAUCGCCAAAGGGAGAAACUGCUAUGAGUAUGUGGAUGGAAAGGACAGGUCCUGGGCCAACUGGAUGAGGUUUGUGAACUGUGCCCGGGACGAUGAAGAGCAGAACCUGGUGGCCUUUCAAUACCACGGGCAGAUUUUCUACCGAACCUGCCAGGUCGUCAGGCCGGGCUGUGAGCUGCUGGUCUGGUGUGGGGACGAGUAUGGCCAGGAGCUGGGCAGCAAGUGGGGCAGCAAGUGGAAGAGAGAGCUCAUGGCCGGAAGAGGCAUUGAUUAUUUUUUAAAGAUUUUUGCCCUGGCUGGUGUGGCUCAGUGGAUUGAGCACCGGCCUGUGAACCAAAGGAUCACCAGUUUGAUUCCCAAUCAGGACACAGGCCUGGAUUUCAGGCCAGGUCCCCAGUAGGGAACAUGUGAGGCAACCACACAUUUAUAUUUCUCUCCUCCUUCCCUCCCUUCCUCCUUUUCUGAAAAUAAAUAAAUAAAUCAGAUAUA
Artibeus jamaicensis (Jamaican fruit-eating bat) is the source of this 1011-nucleotide messenger RNA. Its product is annotated as histone-lysine N-methyltransferase PRDM9-like. Lineage: Eukaryota; Metazoa; Chordata; Mammalia; Chiroptera; Phyllostomidae. The transcript has 6 exons. Gene Ontology annotation, cellular component: nucleus. Gene Ontology annotation, molecular function: histone H3K4 methyltransferase activity; recombination hotspot binding; protein binding. Bases 59 to 922 code for a protein of 287 amino acids. Gene Ontology annotation, biological process: regulation of DNA-templated transcription; positive regulation of reciprocal meiotic recombination. The record is from RefSeq and is a predicted model, not a curated record.